Molecule: messenger RNA, 691 nt
Organism: Capsicum annuum
Lineage: Eukaryota; Viridiplantae; Streptophyta; Magnoliopsida; Solanales; Solanaceae
Product: myb-related protein 308
Source: RefSeq, a predicted model, not a curated record
ACUCCAAAAGGAGCUUUGUAUUAUUUAAAGUUGUCCCUUUCUUGUGCUUUACUUUUAACACCAAAUAUAUUCAUCAUUGUCUCUCAAAUAAAAUCAAUGGGAAGAAAACCUUGUUGUAGUAAAGAAGGUUUGAAGAAAGGUGCAUGGACUGCAAAAGAAGAUAUGCUUCUUACUGAAUACAUUAAGGAACAUGGUGAAGGUACAGGAUGGAGAGCUCUUCCUAAGAAAGCUGGACUACUUAGAUGUGGCAAGAGUUGUAGAUUAAGAUGGGUGAAUUAUCUUAAGCCGGGGCUCAAGAGAGGGACCUUUACGCCUGAAGAAGACGAUCUUAUCGUCCGACUUUAUACUCUUUUGGGUAGUCGAUGGUCCCUCAUUGCCGGAAGAAUACCCGGUCGAACAGACAAUGACAUCAAAAAUUAUUGGAACACACAUCUUUUGAAGAAACUCAAAGCUCAAGGAAAUGAGCCAAGAAGACACAAAUCUAUUAGAAAAUCAAAGGAGAAAGAAAAAGCUUCUUCCCAAAAAAAACAAACAAGGAAUCAGAAAACAAAGGAGAGGAAAAAGAUGAGAAAGAUAGCUGAAAAUGAUAGCAAUAUUGAAGAGAGAGAACAGGUAGCUAAGAAGACAGAAGAGCAGCUACAGAUGCAGGAUUUUUCGCAAGCGGUGUCAGAAAAUAAUUACAAUUUUACUG